Drosophila rhopaloa is the source of this 983-nucleotide messenger RNA. It is a transcript of the gene CREG, whose product is annotated as protein CREG1. NCBI's taxonomy places the organism in Eukaryota, Metazoa, Arthropoda, Insecta, Diptera, Drosophilidae. The transcript has 4 exons. The record is from RefSeq and is a predicted model, not a curated record. Bases 139 to 774 code for a protein of 211 amino acids.
AGCUGUUCCUGACUCUUUGUACUCGAGACAGGUGAUAAUAAAGGCUCAAAAACUGCUCAGUCAGUUUACAAACAAAUUGCAAAGCAGAAGUACCGAUAAGGAGAGUAGUACUAGAACUCUAGAUCGUCCAGUGCAGCCAUGAACACCUGCCCUCUCAUACUAGUGGCCUUGAUAUUGGCCUUCGUAAUCCCGAAUCCCAGUUUUGGGUAUUCCCCCCGAGAAGAUGCCCGGCUCAUUAGGCAAAUAAAGCGAGGAGAAGCCCUAAAUCAUGCCAAGAUCGCUAGGGAUUUGGUCCAUCGUGCUAAUUGGGCAGCCUUGGGAAGUCUGUCAACCAACAAAUUGGUGGAAGGAUAUCCCAUGGUCAAUAUUAUAUCCAUAGAUGAUAGUGAUGCCAAUGGUAACUCCACGGGAAGGAUUCGCUUUUUGCUGACCGAUCUGGAUUUCACUGGUCCCGACUGGCAAAGGGAUAACAAGGUGACAUUCCUGUUCAGCGAUGAGCAGACUCUAAGGUGCAAGGAUGGAGGAAAGGACCCAAUGGAGCCUACAUGUGCCCGCUCCAUGAUCAGCGGACAGGUCAAAAAAAUGGAUCCCACCGAAAGUGGAUAUCAACCUUCGCUGGAUGCCUAUGUGCACCGUCAUCCAGCUGCCAAAAAUUGGUUAAAGGCCCACAAUUUCUACCUUUGCGAGCUUGACAUACUCAAUAUCUUUGUGCUGGAUUUUUACGGAGGUCCUCAUAAAGUCAGCGCCACCGACUAUUAUGCUGUUUCGAAUUGACGAUCUUCAUAAGGAAACAAUCUGACGAAUCAUAUACCUUGUUUACUGCGCAAUCAACCAAAUAUAUGAAUAUAUACAUAUAUGAAAUGCACAUAAAGAAGUGAAUCAGACAAAAGAUAAUUACAAAAGCCACUUUUCAGAUAAGCACUGUGAUUUCAGUCAGUAGAACAAUAUCAUUUAUACAAAAUAAAUAUGUAUACUCCGUAAAA